Messenger RNA from Caenorhabditis angaria, 1275 nucleotides. The record is from the annotation of a GenBank genome assembly. Lineage: Eukaryota; Metazoa; Nematoda; Chromadorea; Rhabditida; Rhabditidae.
AUGAUGAUUGCAUCUGAUCAAAAAGUUCCGCAUCGUGGAUUUAAUCCGAAAGCUCGUGAAGUACUUCUGGGAGAGUAUCAACUUCCGCUUGAUUACAGUAAGUCACCAAAUGUUAUCAUCAAAAUAAUUAUAUAGCGAAAUGCCAGAAAAGCCAAAAAAAUUAUAGAUCAACUCAAGUCACCUUUUCAUUUUCAUAUUUCACUCAAUUUCAAAUUUCCGUCCCCCGCAUAUCUAUUAUGUUUAUAGACAUAAUUACCGGUUAUUGAUAGAAAAAUAAUAUAAUUAUUGUUAUUAUUUUUCUCUUCUCGUUUCUUUCUUGUUGUUUCUCGGUUCAAAGAACCCAAGAGAUUCAGUUUUCUCAUUAAAUAACACCUUUUUUUCUCUUGAAAAAAAUAGAACUCCUAAUUAGCCAGCCUACUUCUUUCUGUCUAACUAUCUUUGUACACCUAUCACUUUCUUGAGUUUUCGAGAGAGCUAAAUAUUUGAUAUAAAUAUCAGUUUGAUAAUGCCAGAUAAAAGUAUCAGCGAAGUUGAUUUGCCAAAAAAACUGAUGGAGACCUUCAAGAUGAAAAGUGUCAAUGGUUCGCCAAAGUCAAGAUCAUCCACACAAUCGAUUCCGGAUAAACGUGAGUUUCCAGAAAUUAUUAUUAACUUAUAUUUAAAUUGGAAAAUAUAGUUUUUGGAUUAAAAAAUCAAACACAAAUAAGUUUUCAGUCCACAAUUAGAAAACAAUUAGAAACCAUUGAACUGAAUAGUUUUGUUGUUUUUUGUUUGACAAUUGAAACAUAAACUCAUGUUCAAAAAUAAGUUUUGUAUUUUCAUAAUUGCACGUUCUGUUCAGAUCAAGUGUUAUUUAGCUAGGUUAAAACAUUUUCUAAAUGUUGAAGUUCAGAAAGUUUCGAUGCAAUCGGAAGCAAACCACGUGGAAAACUCUGCCUUUCCGAUAUUGGAAAAGCUCAAUCAGUUGCCGAAUUCAAAAUGGAGAAACGACUUCUUCGAACUUUUCAAGAUGAUAAUGUUAUCAGAAUGCCAAGGUGAUAUUUAUUUUUUGUUCUAAAAAUAUAUAAACCUGAUGUAUGAAAAACAAACAUAUUAUUACUUUUCAGCAUUGAUUCGGACAAUGGCCCACCAACUGAUAUUGGUGAUUUAUGCAUGAGUUUUGAAGGAAUUGGAAAAUCAAUGAUAUACUCUCAACCGGAAACUAAAGGAGCAAGUUCGUCAAAAAAUGAACCUGCUAAAAAACGCAGUGCGUCUGUCCCAAAAAAGAAACUCUAA